Messenger RNA from Erpetoichthys calabaricus (reedfish), 4798 nucleotides. RefSeq names its product band 4.1-like protein 1. The record is from RefSeq and is a predicted model, not a curated record. The transcript has 25 exons. Gene Ontology annotation, biological process: cortical actin cytoskeleton organization. The coding region runs from base 215 to 4579 and encodes 1454 amino acids. Lineage: Eukaryota; Metazoa; Chordata; Cladistia; Polypteriformes; Polypteridae. Gene Ontology annotation, cellular component: plasma membrane; cytoskeleton. Gene Ontology annotation, molecular function: structural molecule activity; actin binding.
UCUUCCACGGCGCGUCUCCCAGCUCUUCCUUUCUCCGUCUUCGGUCGGAUCUCUCGGUGUGCAGGAAGGAGCGCAGCAGUAGCAGCAGCACCAGCUGGGCGGUGGCGAUCUGGAUUGCAGGAGCCCGGCCAGGCAGCGCGGACCGCUCGCUCGAUGAGCCACAUCUGGAGAGCCUGACAGUCCGAUCCGUCACCGAGGCCAUUGAGGGGUAGUGAUGACGACAGAGACAGGCCAGGAGCUGGAGGUGAAGAACGCCACAGAGGAACCUCCGCAACAGCAGGGGGUAUCAGCAAGUGCACCGGGAAGCCAGACUACUGAUGGCAAGAGGGCAAAGCAGGAUCAUGAGGACAAGGAGAUGGGAGAAAGAGAUGAUGCCUCAGAGAAGACAACCCCCAGUAAAAUCCCAAAGUCACCCCAGAAAUCAUCCAAGAGGCCCAAAACAGUCUCCUUUAAAGUGACUCUUCUGGACACCUCUGAAUAUGAGGCAGAGAUUGAGAAACACUCAAAGGGUCAGACGCUGUUCGACAUGGUGUGUGAGCACCUCAAUCUGCUGGAGAAGGACUACUUUGGAUUGACGUUCUGCGAUGCUGACAGCCAAAAGAACUGGUUAGAUCCAUCAAAGGAGAUUAAGAAACAGAUCCGCACUAUGCCUUGGCAUUUUGCCUUUGCGGUGAAGUUUUAUCCCCCAGAUCCUGCCCAGCUCAUCGAAGACAUCACCAGAUAUUACCUGUGCCUACAGCUCCGGGAUGACAUCCUCUCAGGACGGCUGCCUUGCUCUUUUGUCACACACGCUUUGCUUGGUUCUUAUGCUGUGCAAGCAGAGCUGGGAGACUAUGAUGCUGACGAACAUGGCACAGAUUACGUGAGCGAUUUCCGCUUUGCACCUAACCAAACUCGUGAACUGGAAGAGAGGGUCAUGGAGCUGCAUCGCACAUAUAGGGGUAUGACACCUGCAGAGGCCGAAAUCAACUUCCUGGAAAAUGCCAAGAAACUUUCCAUGUAUGGAGUGGACCUGCACCAUGCCAAGGACUCGGAAGGAAUUGACAUCAUGCUAGGUGUGUGCGCCAAUGGCCUGCUAAUCUAUCGAGACCGACUUAGGAUUAACCGGUUUGCAUGGCCAAAAAUCCUCAAGAUCUCCUACAAAAGGAGCAACUUCUACAUUAAAAUUCGUCCAGGAGAGUAUGAACAGUUUGAGAGCACCAUUGGUUUCAAGCUGCCAAACCACAGAGCAGCGAAGCGCCUUUGGAAAGUCUGCAUUGAGCAUCACACAUUUUUCAGGUUGGUAUCCCCUGAACCCCCACCCAAAGGCUUCUUAGUGAUGGGGUCCAAGUUCCGAUAUAGCGGCAGGACACAAGCGCAAACGAGGCAAGCCAGUGCUCUGAUCGACCGCCCUGCCCCUCAUUUUGAGAGGUCGUCCAGCAAGAGAUACCUGCUUUCACGCAGCCUGGACGGAGAGUUCUCCCGUCCAGCCUCUGUCCUGGGAGAGAAUCACGACGGCAUGUCUCAGCGCAGCUCGAGUGAGAGGCAGCGGCGGGGAUCUGACGAGGAUCAAACUGAAGAUCACAACGAGGAGAUGAACAGCAUUACCACCCCAACAAAAAUCAAGGAUCUCAAGAAGGAUGAUGACGACUCACCCAGCGAAAGCAAACAGUCGGAUCAAGAGUCCACCCCUCGACAUAAACAGGAGUUCCUGGACAAGUCUGAAGAUGUCCUUCUGAAGCACCAGGCCAGCAUCAAUGAACUGAAGCGUACCUUGAAACAGCCCAACAGCAAACUGGUGCAUCGGGAGAAGCGACUAUCCAGCACGUCACCAGCAUCCUCUUCACCUAAACACGAUGGUUCUGUAGGAGGCACGCCGGAGAAGAAACCUGUGUCAGACUCAGAAGGGAAAGAGGGAUCUGUUGCUGCUGCUGCUCUGGAAGGAUUCACCCAGAAGACUGUGGUAUCUUCUCCUGAGGGUUCUGAGGAAUGGGUAUUUAUUGAAAAGCGUGAGGAGCUGGCCAUUGAGUUGAAACAUGGCAAGGAUAGGCCCGUUCCUCUGAAAUCAGUAGACCUCUCAAGCAGAGCAGCACCAGAGAAAGAAGCUGCAGAUAAAAACAAUCAGGAAAUGGGCGAUGCCUUGGAAGGGACGAAGAUGAAGGAGGAGAGGGUCAUCACCGAAAAGCGAAUUGUUCUGAGGUCUGAUUCUUUGGAAACAUCUGAUUCACAGUUUUUGUGGAAAGAUCCUGGACCAGGCUUUUCUGAUCGAAGUGGUGAAAGACACGAAGUACAAACCAAAGGGAACGAACCAAGAGCUCCAGGGACUGAAUGGCUGAAAGAGAAAUCGGGAAAUGGAGGGAAACUGACAGGGGUUGGAUCUCAAAGAAGAGUAAGAUCUUGGGUAUUGGAUGUUGAUGAUCAAGAAGAGAAUGUUGUGAUGAGGCGUUCAAGAAGUCAGAGACCACAAAGUCUGAAUCUGGGUAAACCAGCUACUCUGUCUUUUGAAACAGAAGACGAGCCUUCAGAAGCUUCUAACAGUGACGACACGCCGCUUAAAAAUGAGCAAAUGGGAGAAUAUGACUUUCAGAUAUCUAUGUCUUCUGAGUCCUUUCUGCAGAUGGAUGAAGUCCAAAAAGAGAAGUGUCACUUUUCAGCUGCAGAUUCUUCCUUGUGCCCCCAAGACACCACAGACAUAAAACUCAAAAUAGAUCCUUCCAUUACCAAUCGUGGCCAGAAAAUUGAAGAUUCAAGUGAACAGAGUGUGCCAGAAGUGCUAACUCCUCCACCUGAUGAUGACCAUAAAGUAAUAGUGACACCAAAGGAACCAAUGAAUCAUGAAGAAAAGGAAGACAAUAGCCUUCCUCUGUGUAACUUCUCUGCUUCACAACUAACAGGUACUGUCAUUUUCCAGAAGGGUUCUUCAACCCAGAAAGAAUUUCAACAGGAAAGUCCCCACUCAGAGUCAACAUCAGACGUUUUUCCAAUUGAAAAGAACAGAGAAAUGGAGCAAAAACGAUAUGUAGAGAAAUUAAGAAACCGUCACGAUUUUAAUGUUUUCGAUAUUUGUCCAGUUAAGGCAGACACAGUCUAUGAAACAGAACCAAAGAAGCAGCCAGAGUUAGAAAACCUUGGCCAAAAGGACAAAGGUAAGGAAUGUCAGUCUUCUGAUCUUGAACCUUUAAUACAAACAGCCAGAUGGGAGCAAUCUGUGCUGGUCACCAACAUUCAUGGAAGGGCUCAUUCUACUGGAAUGGAAGAACAAGAAAUAAAAUCUGUAGAUGUUAUUGAAACUACGACUGUAGUUGUUGGAGAGUUUGUGGACCAGAGAGAACCGAUCAUUGCUACAAGUUCUUCAGAAGAGGACACUGUGAUCUUAGUGCAAGGUGCAGAAGAAAGGCCAACAAGUGAAAUGAGGAACAAUGGACAGAUCUCAACUACCCACUCUUCUCCAGAGGUAUUAUCCACAGACGGGAGCAAAACAGAUCCUGAAAUGCUUAGCCAGGGUCACAUAGACAAUAGGCCAAACAAUUUAUGUCAAGAAAGCUCAUUUAAGAAGGACCCUGAGGAAGACAAGGCACAGGAAUUAUUAAAUAACAUUAAAUGGAGAGAGGAGAAAUGCCACCUUCCUGGUCCUCCUUUAGCAGUGAAACAGAAGAAGACCACUGAUACCCAAUCCUCCAAAACUGCAGACUCUUCUACUGAGUUUAUUCCGGGGAAAAUUAGAGAAGACAAUCUAAGAGAAUCCUCAUUUAUGGAAAAGCAGUUUUUUUGUUCAAAAACAUCUGGAGACCAAAGUGUAUCUGACUGUAGACACCUGAACAAGAAGCAUUUUGACAACCAAGCAAAAGAAGCCAAAGCUUGGCCUGAGCCUAUAGAUGAGCCAUUGAAAGACCAAGACCACGGAGUAAUACAUAGAGUCAGUCGCAGUUUACCAAGAGACCAGGCUCCCGAAGUUUUAAAGAAAAGACAUGUGGAGCCCUUCUCUGCACCCGCCAUAUAUGAAGAAGCAUUCAAUGAAUCGCAGUUUCAGCUCUCAAAGAAGGAAACAACCGUCCCGGUCCAGAAGAUAACAGAAGCCAAAGAUAUCGUGCCACCAGCAGAAGAUUCUGUGAUGGAGAAAACAGAGCAGCAGCUUGAAAGUGGUAUCAUCAUCAUCAACAAGGAGGAAGAGAUGGUAACACCAUCCCAAACAACCCCAGCCCUGGCGGAUUCAGUAUUACCGAGUCACAGUAGCGGUGGUGACAGUAUAAGAGAAGCUCCCAGUAGCCCCCAGCCUGUGGCCAUUGACAGCAGCUCACCCGUGAAGAUUACUCCCCUAGGGAAGGAGACUGGAGUUUUCUUACAGACGGUAACCACAGAAACUGUUACCUCAGCAACCACUACACAUGUUACCAAGACAGUGAAGGGUGGCUUCUCGGAGACCCGGAUUGAGAAGAGAAUCAUAAUCACUGGGGAUGAUGAUGUCGAUCAAGAACAGGCCCUAGCUAUGGCAAUUCAGGAAGCCAAGCAGCAGCACCCAGACAUGCUUGUUACCAAGGCAGUGGUUGUCAGGGAAACAGAAUGCACUCCACAUGAGAAUCCCAGGAAAUCUCAGUCUUGAUCUCUGGCGAUGUGGUCUGGGGACCAGGGCUUCUCAUGGGAAAGGGACCAGAGGGAUUUCUUGCCUGCUAUAGCCCACCUCUGCCUUCAAGACCCCACGGCUGCUUCGUGACAUCACAACAACCUGGCGGCAAGGAAAAAAAAGAUAGAAACUACACAGAACAACCUGACUGCUAUGCAAGAGGAUGACAAUAAAUAUACAAGUGAACAAAAAAAAAAA